Trypanosoma conorhini is the source of this 1167-nucleotide messenger RNA. Its product is annotated as putative zinc finger protein. NCBI's taxonomy places the organism in Eukaryota, Euglenozoa, Kinetoplastea, Trypanosomatida, Trypanosomatidae. The transcript has a single exon. Bases 1 to 1167 code for a protein of 388 amino acids. Gene Ontology annotation, molecular function: ubiquitin-protein transferase activity. Gene Ontology annotation, biological process: protein ubiquitination; negative regulation of organ growth. The record is from RefSeq and is a predicted model, not a curated record.
AUGCCGUUGCAAAGCAUCAACUUUGGCGACCUCAACGAUGGCAUUGAUUGGGUGAACGCCAUCCCCCCCCACGUCGCUGCGCAGCAGCAAAUUAACGAGGCUCUACGUGUGUUGCACCACCCGGCAUCCUUGUUUUUGGCGUGGCCUCUUCCGGAGGACAGCUUCCCUGUCCCUCGGGCGAUACGGCUCAGACGAGAGGCGGAAUCCCGUGAAAUGGCCUCCCGAAGUCGGCGUGGCCUUGUGAACUCGCGAGCGGAGGCGGCUCAGAUGCAAUGGGAUCGAACGCAGCGAGGUCAGCUGAUUCCGCGCAGCAAUCCGAACUCGGAGCCCGCGGCUCGACGGCCGGCUCCGGAAAGAAUUGUCGCUCAGCAGCACACACAGCAGCUGCAGCGACAGGCUCCCCGUGCAGCGCAUGUCGACUCUUCGCUUGCGCGCUUGGCGAACUCCGGGUUGGAUCCACAUGUUUCCCAGCUUGUCUCGUACAUGGAUGAAAUGAUGAACCUAGGUCUUGACCAGCACGCAUCCGUAGGAAACUCCGCCAUUGCGUUUAGAGGAGAGAGUUUACACAUCUCCUCAACGAGCGGAGCAGGGGGCGCCGGUGGAGUUCCCACCUAUACUCGCGUUGCGGUGUCCAUGCAGGUACCAGCAGAUGCAUCACCUCAGUUUACUGCGCAUGUCGAGAGGGGGGCGCUGCAGCCCCGUCAUCGCUCUCAGCAAAACAGGAGCGGUGUCGCAUAUGACAUCAUUACGGGACAGGGAGGGGAGCCACUUACCCAGGUCACCGCAGCGAACCGAACGAGAAGGUCACGUGGGGGCAAUAGCGGUGUUUGGGAGAUUGAUGACUUUUCAUUCGAAAACCUGCUACAGCUUGACGAGGGCAACAAACCCGCCGGGCUUUCGUUACAACAGAUUCGUGGAAUGAGGGCUGUUCCCUACUCCUGCGUGGAGCCAAAAAAGAGCGGUACAAGGGAGUCAGGUAAGAGGUCUGCAGGGGGUGGGGAAGCAUGUCCAAUCUGCCUAGAGGAAUAUUCCUCCGGAACAAUGGUGCUUAAGAUUGGCUGUGGGCACGUAUUUCAUCACGGUUGCAUUGCAAAGUGGCUGAAAGAAAGUAACCGGUGUCCCACAUGCCGAUACGAGAUCCCACGCUUGCGAGAAAGGGGAAGGUGA